AGGAAUCACUUCCAAUCCCUCCUGUCUUUCACUUGUUUCACAGCAAGUACAAGCUCACCUCCGAAUCCCUGAACAACAUGGCACCAAAGAAGGUUGAACCAAAGAAACCUGAGCCUAAAAAGCCAGAGCCGAAGAAAGAAGCCACUCCGGCUGCUGCUGCUGCCGCCGCCAAGCCAGCACCGACCCCAGAGCCUCAGCCCGAAGCCCCUAAAGAACCCGACUUCGACCCCAAAAGCAUCACCCUUGAGUACACCCCCGACCAGAUCGAGGAGUUCAAAGAGGCCUUCACCUUGUUUGACCGCACACCGACCGGAGAGAUGAAGAUUACGUAUGCUCAGUGUGGGGAUGUGAUGCGAGCUCUGGGGCAGAACCCGACCAACGCCGAUGUCCUCAAGGUGCUCGGGAAGCCGCGGCCGGAAGACAUGAGCACCAAAAUGGUAGACUUUGAAACCUUCUUGCCAAUGUUGCAACACAUCUCCCGUGCUAAAGAUCAAGGCAACUUUGAGGAUUUUGUGGAGGGGCUUAGGGUUUUUGACAAGGAAGGCAACGGUACCAUCAUGGGAGCUGAGCUUCGUCAUGUCCUGGCAACGCUGGGCGAACGGAUGACAGAAGACGAGGUGGACAGAUUGAUGGCUGGACAGGAGGACGCCAAUGGUUGCAUCAACUACGCCUCCUUUGUUAAACACAUUCUCUCUGGGUAAACUGGACAUUUAACCACAAGGACUUAUUUUUACCUCUGGUUCAUCUAUCAUCUGGAUCCUACCUUAAUCCCUUUAGAGGUGAACAUGUCACUGAGUUAUGUGGCAGUAUUUCUAUGCCAUCAAAAGCUGCAGUUCCUGGUCAGUGAAAAAUUAACAGCGCCAAGACCUGUGAUUACUUUGUUUUAUUAAACACUGAAAUAUAUUGAGAUAGUGAAGAAAUAUGGACGUCCAUAAAGAAAAAAAAAAGUGAUUAAUAAAGAAAAUGUGGUUGCAAA
Sphaeramia orbicularis (orbiculate cardinalfish) is the source of this 976-nucleotide messenger RNA. RefSeq names its product myosin light chain 4. Gene Ontology annotation, molecular function: calcium ion binding. NCBI's taxonomy places the organism in Eukaryota, Metazoa, Chordata, Actinopteri, Kurtiformes, Apogonidae. Gene Ontology annotation, cellular component: myosin II complex. The record is from RefSeq and is a predicted model, not a curated record. Bases 78 to 701 code for a protein of 207 amino acids. The transcript has a single exon.